UGGUACAAAAAAGAUAAUCUCUCUAGCAUUACCCUUAUUUUAAUCGGCCAUGAAAAGGUCGCACUUCCAACUUUCAAUUGACGUGCAGAGGAACUGGAAAUUAAAUGUUCUCUUAGCAUGACUUAAGCAUGACGACUAAGCAUGACUAAAGCAUGAUAACUAAUGUAAUAUUAAAUUUCAGGCCAAUGCAUGCUUUCCACUUUUCCCAUAAAAAAGGAAGAAAACAAAAACUUCAGGCCACUGCAUGCUCUCCCUCUUUCCCAUAAAAAAGAAAGAAAAACAAAAUUUCAAGCCACUGGAACUCUUACACCUAAUCACGACAUGUAUUUCAGUUGAGGUCCCUGUACUAUAAAGCUUGAAGUCCCUAUACACCUAAUCACAUCAUGAUCUGAGUUUCUUCUUGUCAAUUCCAGUAGCUUUUCUGUUGCAUUCUUAAAUGGAGAUCUGUUUCUCACACAUAAUUGCUUUUCUCACCGUAAGCUUGUGAUUUGAACCUUAUAAUUAUUAGUUUCAAUUUUAUUUUUAUUUAUACUAAUGAUAGUUCAACUUCAAAUGUUGCAGCUCACACUGGUGGCGAGGGCAAGCUAUGCUGCUGCUGCUAGAGAUACCACCUCAACUUUACCACCUCAACUUCACUACUGGAACUCUGUCUUCCCAGGCACAACAAUGCCAAAAGCUCUCAGUGAACUCGUCCAACCUGACUCAGUCGAGCCACCCAAGAACUUUGUCGGUUACAACCAGCACGGUGUCGAGGACAGAACUCUCUCCGUCUACACCCAAGACGACGAUACGCACCUCAAAGACCCAACCCAAAGAAUUUUCUUCUUGGAGAAGGAAAUAAAACCUGGCACAACCAUGAAAUAUAGCUUGGGUAGAAAUAUAGCAGGGGAAACUUUCCUGCCCCGUAAAACUGCAGAAUCGAUCCCCUUCUCAUCCGCCAAACUACCAGAAAUUCUCAACAAAUUUGCUAUGAAGCCGGGGUCUGUGGAAGCCACUGUAAUUCAGGAAACCAUUCAAGAUUGUGAAAGUGAAGUCCUUAGAGGAGAAGACAGAUACUGCGCCACCUCCUUGGAGUCAAUGGUUGACUUCGCCAUGUCCAAGCUGGGAAGAAACGUUCAAGCAAUCUCGACAGAGGUCGAAAAGGGAGCCACCCUGCAGAACUACACAGUAAAGCCAGGCGUGAAGAACGUGAACGAAGGUGGCAAUUUCAUUUUGUGUCACAAGCUGACCUACGCGUAUGCUGUCUUCUUUUGCCACACAUUUGGACAAACUAGGGCUUAUGCGGUGCCUCUGCAAGGUGCUGACGGAACGACCGCUAACGCAGUAGCAAUCUGCCACCUGGACACAUCUGCAUGGAACCCCAAGAAUCAUCCCUUACAAGAGGUCAAAGUUAAGCCAGGAACCGUUCCGGUCUGCCAUUAUCUUCCCCAGGGUCAUAUUGCUUGGGUUCCAAACUAGAAAGAAAUAUCGUACCCUUUGUCUUUGUGGUUCUAAUUGUAAAAGGAAUCCCAUAAGAAUGGGCUAGCUACUAUUGUAUCAGCUCUAAUAUAAAUAAAAAUCAAUUAGAAUGCCC
Messenger RNA from Prunus persica (peach), 1573 nucleotides. RefSeq names its product BURP domain-containing protein 3. The record is from RefSeq and is a predicted model, not a curated record. The coding region runs from base 535 to 1458 and encodes 307 amino acids. The transcript has 2 exons. NCBI's taxonomy places the organism in Eukaryota, Viridiplantae, Streptophyta, Magnoliopsida, Rosales, Rosaceae.